AUGACUGCGAGGAUUGCCGCACACCACAGCAACCGAAUUGGUGCCGUGUAUUCGUCCCUGCAUGCUUUCUGGUCCGCUCGGCACGCAGUCGCAAACGGCAUCACGAGUCGCCGAGAUGCAUAUAGCGUGAUUCUGUUCAACCAACAUCAGCUACAGAUCGCUACGAACGACUUCACAAGCUCGCCAGAACGGCUGCUCGACCUUGUCUUACCUCACGGCGCGGGCGGAGGCACCAACUAUACGCCUGCUCUUCAGGUCGCGCAGUCUGUGAUGGAGAGCAACUGGAGUACUGAAAGGACACCGGUUGUUGUCUUUUUGUCAGACGGCGAAUGUACUGUGGACGACAGUGUCACGAGGAACUUAUCGCGCCGGGCCAUAACUCUCGGGAGGGCGCUGUCUUUCCAUGCAGUGUCUUUCGGUCCACACAACGCCGUGCUGCGCAGGAUGGCUGACAUCGCGUCUGAAGUCCAGAGGAGCGCACAUCCUGAUCCCAUGCAUCCUCCAAUACCGUCUUCAUAUGUCGAGGCCUUGGACUCUGUCCGUCUGGCUGAAACUUUCAUAGGCAUCGCAAACUCCUUGACCAAGCCGCGUGGCGGGCUCAUGCAUAGAUGA
Molecule: messenger RNA, 612 nt
Organism: Phanerochaete carnosa HHB-10118-sp
Lineage: Eukaryota; Fungi; Basidiomycota; Agaricomycetes; Polyporales; Phanerochaetaceae
Exons: 4
Coding region: 1-612 (203 amino acids)
Source: RefSeq, a predicted model, not a curated record